This is a messenger RNA of Saitoella complicata NRRL Y-17804, 1713 nucleotides long. Its product is annotated as MFS general substrate transporter. The transcript has a single exon. The record is from RefSeq and is a predicted model, not a curated record. NCBI's taxonomy places the organism in Eukaryota, Fungi, Ascomycota, Saitoellomycetes, Saitoellales, Saitoellaceae. Gene Ontology annotation, biological process: transmembrane transport. Bases 1 to 1713 code for a protein of 570 amino acids. Gene Ontology annotation, molecular function: transmembrane transporter activity.
AUGGAGCAGCCGGCUGCGAUUGCUACUGCCGCGGACGCGGAUUUGGAGAAGGAUGCACGGGGAGGUGCUCUUCCAGGUGAAACUCUCGCUGCGGGCGAAAUCACUGGGAAACGCAAGGCAAUCAUCUUCUUCGCGCUCUGCCUCACAAUCUUCCUUUCCGCCCUUGACCAAACAAUCGUAACAACCGCCCUCCCGAAAAUCUCCGCAGACUUCAAUUCCGACACUGGAUACGCAUGGGUUGGAACAUCAUUCCUCCUCGCUUCUACAGCAUUGGUUCCGUUCUAUGGUAAGGCGAGUGAUAUCUGGGGAAGGAAACCAGUCUUGUUUAUUGCGAUUGGAUUGUUUUUGUUGGGGAGUGCGCUUUGUGGAGCGGCGCAGACGAUGAACUGGUUGAUUGGAGCACGUGUCGUUCAAGGUGCGGGAUCUGGCGGUAUUCUGUCCCUCUGUAACAUUAUCGUCUCGGAUCUCGUUACGCUUCGUGAGCGUGGAAAGUAUGUUGGGUUCAUCGGUGCGACGUGGGCUGUUGCGUCCGCGGUGGGCCCGUUGUUGGGAGGCGCGUUUACGGAUUACGUUACGUGGAGAUGGAAUUUCUUCAUUAACUUGCCGACUGGAGCGGCGGCUGUGGUGUUGCUUUUCGUGUUUUUACACCUCAACAACCCCCGCACCCCCUGGCGUCAAAAGAUCCCUCGUAUCGAUUUCUUGGGUGUCACCCUCAUCAUCGGCGCAACUCUUCUCUUCCUACUUGCGCUAAAUUGGGGAGGAUCGCAAUAUCGCUGGGAUUCGGCUGCGGUGUUGUGUUGCUUGAUUAUUAGUGGUGCACUCUUUGUCGCGUUCGGUAUUGCGGAGGUCAAGCUUGCAAAGGAACCUGUCAUGCCGAUGUCGCUGUUUGCACACCAGACAAGGUUGGGAGGGUAUCUUGUUUGUUUGUUUCAUGGGAUGGUGUUUAUGGGUCUCUCAUACUACCUCCCGUUGUACUUCCAGGGUGUUUUGGGGUACUCUGCGAUCAAGUCUGGUGUGAACAUGUUGCCGUUUAUCUUGGUGUUGUGCGUUGUCUCUGCAUUCGCAGGACAAAUCAUCACCAGAUCCGGUCGAUACCAGGAACUCAUCUGGGCCGGUAUCGUCGUCCAAAUCAUCGGUACAGGACUCAUCAUCAACCUCGAUGAAAACUCCUCUCUCGCCAAACGCGUUUUAUACCUCAUGAUUGCCGGCCUCGGCACAGGCCCCAAUUUCCAGAGUAUGCUCAUCGCGAUCCACGCCACGAUCGACAAGAAAGACAUCGCGACAGCUACGGCAACAUACGCAUUCACCCGCUCCCUCGGCGCAACAAUCGGAAUAGCCGUCGGCGGCGUCGUAUUCCAAAACACCCUCACAGCCCGUACCGCACAUCUUCCCCUUGCGUAUCGCAUUUCUGGCGGCGAAGCCGGUGCGGCGGUCGAGUUGAUCCGCAACUACCCUGAGCCGUAUCGGACGGAGGUCGUACAUGCGUUCGCUGAUAGUUUGGAUAAGAUGUGGAUUACGUUUACGGUGCUUGCGGGGGCGGCGUUGGUUAGUAGUGCGUUGAUUGGGAAGCAUCAUUUGCAUAAUCGGAUGAUGACUACGCAGGCGGUUAUUAUGAAGCCCAACAAUCAAGGGGGAGGUCAGGCUCAGAGUCGAAGGGUUAGUGUGGACGGUAGUGUUGAGAAGGUGCAGGAGGAGGCGGCGGGGAAGGUGUGA